GAAGAAUGAAGCUUGUUAGAAAUACACACUUUUUAGCUGACUAUUAUUCUUGUUAUUAUAUUAUAGAACAAGUUAAAUUUACCACCUAAACGUUAAAAAAUAUAGACACAUAAAUAUGAAUGGUUGUGCACGAUUUCUAAAUAUGUUAUAACAACAUGACAAGCUAAAAUUGCACAGAAUCUAACUUUGUAAAUCAGUUAAUUUAGAAGUGUGUUGAUGGUGGUAGUUGAAGAGGGUCAUGUGUUUGCUGUAAUGAGCCUCCAGUAUUAAAGUUAAAGUGGUGUCAGAAGGCUAGUUUUAAAGAGUAUUGUUAUAAAUUAGACAUCUACCAAAGUAGACAAACAUGGCAGAGUUUUAUGAUCCAGCCAGCCCAACAGAGGAGUUUGAGGCAGAGUUUGGUGAUGGCAUGAGACACAAGAAUAGGCACCAUAAUGAUCCAGGCUUUAUGAAAGAAGAUCCAGCUUCAAAACUGCCCAGUAUUUUAGAUAUUGAAAUUCCUAUAACUGAGAGAUGGGUUGAAGUUGACGAACCUGUCAUUGAUGGACCGGGAUAUAGAAAACCAAAAAAGAAGAAGAAAAAGAAGAAAAGACUAGACUCGUUUGAUGAUGAACCCAUGGCUAUACCUGCAGAAACUGAAAUUGUUGAAGAAGAAUACAGUGAAAGGUUCAAUGAAAGACAUCGUGAUUUUGGUCGCAGAAGAUCGGACUCUAGACACCGUCCACGAUUUGGUGAACCUUUUAAUGAAGAUUCAAAUGAAUCUGAUCGUUUUGAGAGACGCCCGCCUAGGUUUGGUCGUAGAGGUCGACGGCAUCCUAGAUUCGAUGAUAGUCCCGGAUUUGAUGGUCCUCAUUUUGAUUUUGUGGAUGGACCACCAGAAUUUGACAGACCUCCAGAAUUUGACAGACCACCAGAAUUUGACAGACCUCCAGAAUUUGACCAGCACCCUCCAUUUGAUGGUCCACCAGGGUAUGAUGGACAACCAGCACCUCAUUUUAUUCCACCAGAAUUUCAACAAUUUGGUGGUGAUCCACAAUUCCCCGGCAACAAUUUUCCUCAACCAGGAUAUAAUGGACCACCCCAACAGUUUCCACCUAGCGUUCCUCAAGAGCCAUUUCCAGCUAAUUUCCCCCAGGGUUUUCCUGAUUUUCAAACAUUUGUGCAACAUCAAGCCUUUUUUCAGCAGCAACAACAACAGAUGUUAGCCAGCCUGCAAAUUCCUGUAGCAAUGCCAGUUCCUACUGAAGCUAUGCCAGUUCCACCUGAAACUAUGCCAGUUCCUCCCGAAAUUAUGCCUGUUCCUCCUGAAGCUGUACAUCAGAUACAUCCUCCUGAAGCUGUACAUCAGAUACAUCCUACUGAAGCUGUACAUCAGAUACAUCCUCCUGAAGCUAUGCAUCAGAUACAUCUUCCGCAAUCUGCAGCACAAGUAGUACAGUCUAUUGACCAAGCAAAUCCUACACCUCCUGCAGCUCCUUUAGUUUUGGAUGAGAUUCAACUCCCACCACCACCACCUGAUAUCUCACUUAAAGAGCUUGAAAAUAAAAACAUUAAAACUGAAGUAAAUAACACUAAAUUAAAGGCGGCUUCUGGCACUGGAGAUGAGCCAAUUGAAAUAGAAGAUUCUCCUCCAAAUUCUGUUGAAGCAAUAGAAGAGCCUGAAGAAAUUAUCCAAGAAAAAACAGAACCUGAGGAGCCAGAAGAAGAACAAUCAGCUGCUAGGAAAUUAUUAAAUAAAAUCAUGCAAGCCACAAAAAGUGGUGAAAAACAACUUCCCGCCUUGAAUCAGUUACCACCUAUGAUUGGUAAAGGACUACUAAAUGUAAAAUCUAGUGUUAAGAGUAAAAUAUCAUUUCAACUGAAACCGAUUAUUAAAACUGUAGAAGGGUCAGGUGGUGAAUCUGAAGAAGAAGAAGACCAACAACAAGCAAAUUUGAAGAAAGAUGUACCUUUAAGGCCUAAGGUUGUAAAGAAACCAGAAAUCUUCAAACCAGAUGAGGAUAUAAAUGAUCCAAGUGUUCAACAACUGGUCCAAAUCCGUGAUACACUUGAGGCUAGGGAGAAAUUGCAGAAGGAAGAAUACUAUCAGGCAUUGGCAGUUUUGAAUCAACAGAAAGCAGAACUUCGUGAAGAACCAACUGUACUUGUCCAAAAAUUUGCUAAAAAAAUAGAAGACUCACAACUUAAAGCAAAAGCCAAAUCUCGAUGGUCUGAUGGUGCUGAUCAAAAUAAUAGUAAUGCAGAAACUGCAAGCGCAGAGGUAUGUGACGAUAUCAAGACAAAAGAUACUUCAGAGGUAACACAAGAAUCUAAUGAUAUCGAGGCUAAUGAUAAAGAAGACAAAGAGAAUGACAACACUGCCAAGUCCUCUAAUAAAGACAAAAGUCGUAGUCCAUCCAAGGACAGAAGUAAGAAAUUAAAAAAGCAAAGUUCUGAGAGAAGUACUUCAAGAGAUAAAAGCAGAGAAAAAUCAAGACAUCGUUCAAAUGAUAGAAACAGAGAAAGGAAGUCAAAAAGAUCACGGUCAAGGUCUGGCUCUUAUGAUCAGAGAUCAAGUAGAUCCUACAAAAGACGUUCAAGAUCAAGAGAUAGAGGAUAUGACAAAGGACAUGACCGAGGGUAUGACUGGUCACGAAGGGGAAGACCUUGGUAUCAUAACAGACAACCAUAUGGCAGAUACCAACAUUAUCAAAACUAUCAUCAUCGAAGAUAUGUUGAUGAUUAUAGAAAGUCUGAUUAUUAUGACCAAAGAAGAGAUAGAAGAAGUUCACCUCAUAGAUCGCGUAGGAGGAGUUCAUAUUCUAGGUCAAGGUCUAGAUCUAGAUCAGUGAACAGAGGAAGAGGUAAAUCAAUCGAAAAAGUUAUUGCAGAAACCGUUGAGGAAAUGUUGAAAUCUGAAAAUGGCAGCCAGUCUCGCAAAGGACGUAAAAUGAAGGAAAGACAAAGAGAAAAAAAGAGAAGAGAAAGUAGUAGCAGUAGCAAGUCAUCUUCUGAAGAGACCAGUGAAGAAGAAGAGGAAGAAGAAGAGGAAGAGGAAGAAGUACAAGUCAAGACUUUACAGUCUAAAAUUAAAUCUAAAGAUGCUACAGAGAAAAGGAAGGAAGUUUCAGAAAGUAGUGACUCUUCGGAGUCAGAGGUUGAAAGUGAAGAAAGCAGUGAAGAAAUAGAUCAACAAAAGCACAGCAAGCAAAGAAAUGGUAAAGAAAAUAAAGAUGUUAAGAAUAAAACCUUAACAGAAAGGGACGAAAAUUCCAAAGUACAGAAAAACACUAAAGUACAGAAAAACACUAAAGUAGAGACAAAAUUGAAAGUGAAGAAGAGCAGCAAGGAUACUAGAAGUAAAAAAGUAGAAGACACUUCUGAUGAUUCAGAUGAUACAACUGAUUCGAGCUCCAGUUCAGAAGAUGAGAGUGAAGAUUCCCGACCAUCUAAAAGACAUGAUAGAUAUGUAAAGGACAAAGAGGUGUACUCUAAAAAGCAGAAAGAUUCUGUUGAUAAUGUAGUCAAAAAGAGGGAUGAAGAUAUUAAAAAGUCACAAAGACAUUCUUCAAAUAAGAAUUAUGAUUCUGAAGAAGAAAAAAUUCAAAGAACUAAAGAUUCAAAAAAGUCUAAAGAUUCUUCAAAAGAAAGCCGCACCAGAAAAAGACAUGAUACCACUUCAGAGGAUGAAUCAUCAUCUGAAGAAGAUAGGAAAAAGAAGAAACAAUCAAAAUCUAAAUCACCUGUUCCAGAUAAAAGUAGAAAGCGUUAUGAAACCAGUACAAGUGAUGAUACAUCACCAGAAGAUAGAAAAAAUAAAAAUAAAAAAUCAGCAAAGGAAAAGGUCCACCAGAAGAAAGUGAAAUCAGACAGAAAAGACAAGUCAUCUGACCAUUCUAAAAGUAGAUAUAGGAAAAAUCGUGAAGAAAGUGAGAAAAUGGAAGAAGGAUCAGAUGGUGAAGUUAAUGUGAGGCAUACAGAAGAAAUAAUGAAAUCUAAAUCUAAAUUAGCCCAGAAAGAUCAUAACCAAGAAAAAGAUAAAGAUGACAGCUCAUCUGAGUCUGAAUCUGAUUGUUCUGGGAAGGAAAUAACUGCAUUAUCUGUGCAGAAACAUGACAUCAAAGAAGACUAUAAAAUUAAAUCAGCAAAUGUGAUUCAAAUGGAAUAUGGAGAUGCUAAAUUGGAAAGGUAUCCUAGAUAUGACAAGAAACAGAAGAAGGAAUUAAUGGCUACGGAAGAACGAAAAGUAAUGGAAAAGGCCAUUAAAUCUAAAGAGUCUGGCCAGAGGGAUGAAUUCAAGGGCAUAAAACGCAGAAACUCUUAUGAAGCUGAAGAAAAAGAAAGUGAGUAUAGAAAUGAAAGUAAAAGGGAUAAAAAAGAAGACACAAGAGCUGAUAAAGCAAUGGAAAAAACAAGGGAGGUUGAUCAUUUGGAUAAAUCAAUGGAUCUAAAUACACCUUCCAAGAGAAUAAGGGAGAAUGAAGAGAAUUCAGCCACAACUGGCACAAGACUCAGUGAUGAAAGCAUAGAACAACUACGACAAUCUAAUAAAGAAUUUUUUGAAAAGAUGCUCGAUACGUCAAAGAAGAAGCAUGACAAAAAAUCUGAAAAAUACGGACAGUCAGGCAUUUCUAUCAGGGAUAUUAAACCGAAAGUGGAUGAUGACAAAAUUCAACAACGUUCACUCCCAAAGGAUUACUCUGAAGAUGUUACAUAUAAAUCAAAAAUUUCAUCCAAACAUGAUGGAGAGAUAAUGAGUCGACCAAACAUUUCAUCCAAACAUGAUGGAGAGAUAAUGAGUCGACCAAGAAGGUCUGGCAAAGAAUUAAUUGAUGAAGAAUUUGAUCAAUCGAAACAAAAACAUUCUGGUAAGAGGCACAAUAAUGAAAAAACUGAUAAACCUUUAUUUAAUAAAGAAUUCAUUAAUGAUGAUGUUCUUAAUUCUAGCAAUGCACAAGAUUUAGAUGAUAAGUUUGAAAGACCUAAGAGAUCGAGCCAAGAAUGUGCUGAGGAUAACUUUGAAUCUGCGAGACACAAACAAACUGAUAGAAGACACAGUAAUGAAAAAAAUGAAAAACCAAGAAAAUCUAGCAAAGAAUUUACUACAGAUGAUUUUGAUACAAACAAGAAACAUGACACAGGGUUGGAUAGACCAAGAAAAUCUAGUAAAGAAUUUCUUCAUGAUGAAUUUGAUACAUUAAAUCAAAAGCAUUCUGGCAAGAGAUACAGUGAAGAACAUUUGGAAAAACCCAGGAGAUCCAGCAAAGAAUUUACUGAAUUUGAAUUUGAUGCUUCAAAACAUUCGGACAAGCGAUACGGUGAUGAAAAGAAAGAGAAGCCAAGGAGAUGUAGCAGAGAUUUUAUAGAAGAUGAUUUUGGCGUUCCAAAGCAUCCAGGCAAGAGACAGAAUGAUGAAAUGAUAGACAAACCUAGGAGAUCAAGUAAAGAGUUUACUGAGGAUGAUUUUGGUUCUUCAAGGCAUGGUAAAAGACACAGUGAUGAAAUGGAGAGACCUAGACGAUCAAGUAAAGAGUUCAAUGAAGAUGAUUUUAACGCCCCUAGACAUACAAGCAAAAGACAUAGUGACGAAAAAACAGCUAGAUCAAGACCGUUAAGUAGGGAAUUCACUGAAGAUGAUUUUGAUGUAGCCAGAAGAAAAUUUGAUGACAAUCUUAGGCCAAGACAUUCUUCCAGGAGAUUAAGUGAAGAGAAUCUGCCAGAAUCCAGACACAUGGACAGAUAUCUUGAAAAUGAAGACAGACUGACCGACAGAAGGUAUGAAGGUGAUGAUUAUAAGAGAGGUAGAAUUCCUUAUCGGGAUGAUGAUUUUGAGGGAGGGAGAUCUUAUAGAAGACAAUAUUAUGAUGAGAUUGGCCCAUCUGGUCAUGGAUUGUAUGAGGACGAUUUGGAAAGAGAUAGAUGGUUGGGUAGAGGUCACCCUGAAGACAGUGCCAGGGAUUCUAGAAGGUAUAAAGACGAGAGAAAUGAAUUUACACCAGUGGAACCUGGAUAUUUGUCACCAUCCCAUCCUUGCUAUGAUGAGCGUGACAGACCAAGAAGCUAUGACAAGUUUCCACAAUAUGUUAGAAGUAAGUGGGAAUCUUCAGAAACAGAGUGGGAAGAUACUUAUAAGCAUGAAUAUGGUAGAGAUUUUCCAAGGGAAGAGGACGAUAGAGUUGAUGAUGUUUUAAGGAAAGAUUGGAAUAUUGAGGAUGACAGGAGAUUGGAGAAACGUGAUGGUUAUUAUAGGGGUAAAGAUGUUUGGUCUGAUAAUCCUCAAGACAGACGCAAAGAAAGGAACAUUCCAGGUGAUGACAUAGGUCUAGAUUAUCCCAAAACAAGAAGACACCCUGAUUAUGACAGGGAUAGCUCUAAAGAUUUAAGAGAGAAAUCCCACAGACACAAAUACUAUGAUGAGGAAUUUGAAAAAAAAUAUAAAAAUGAGGAUAGAGCAGUUGUUAAACACUUUGAUGAUGAUUUUUAUAAUAGAACUAGAAAAGAAAGAGAGGUCAGUACCAAAAAGUCUGCAGCUGAAGCAGAAAUUGAUUACUAUACUGGGAAGAAGAACCGCCAUUUUGAAAGUCCAAAAGGAGACAACAAAGUAUCCAGUAAACAUUAUAGAAGUCCAACUAGUUCAGAGAUCCCUGAAAAAAGAGACAGAAUGGAAAAGAUCAUUGAUCGAAAGGACCAAGAAAUUCCCUCUCUGAUGGAUUUAGACUUGCAAUCCGGUACAAAACAUCCACAGCUGAAGGAGGAAUCACCUCAAAUAAGGGGCUCCAUAAGUGAUGGUAAAAUUGAGAGUCAGACCAAGGAUGAAAAACUAACCCACAAUUUUAAGAAACAGAGGCGAAAGUUUACAGAUUUGCCAAUGAGUGAUACAAGUAAAAUUGAAUAUGAAUCUAAAAAUGUUGACCUUAAGGAUAAAACAACUUUACGUCAUAGCCCUUGUCCAGUUAUUGCUACAGAUGUGAAUAAGAAUAGCUCAUUAUCUUCACUUCAGACAUAUGAUGAAAUACUGUCUGAAUCAGAUCUAGAGUCAAUGAAAGUCAAUUCACCUCGUAAUGUGUUACCCAUGAAGGAAGCCAUUGUGGCAGCUUCUAAAGUAGGACCAGUUCCAUCAAAACUAGUAGUGGAUGCCAAAGAUGCAGAAUCAUUUGAGGCCAAAACCAAUCACAUCUCACUUGUGGCAAACAAGAAUAUGGAAGAUAAAGAACAAGUAGCAAAAUUUGAAGCAGAAAAACCUGCUUUGAAAACUCUUACGGUAAACUUGGAAAGAUUAGGUGAUAUAUCUUUAGAUAAAUCAGGCAAAAUGGUUAUCAGUCCACCAAAGACUAAAUCUAAAUUAGAAUUUCCACACAAUACAAAAUUAUCUCCUGUUGAAUUGCCAGUUUCUGCACCCAGAAUGGGGCUAGAAUUGACUGAUAUUCCCCUUCCUGGGGAACAGUCUGCACCACCUCCAGUACAGCUUUUAGAAAUAAAAAAAAUUUAUCCAAAUGAAGUUCCUAUUUCAGCAACAUCAAACUUGUCUGCGACAUCUAUUCGUAGAUCAACUAGAAUAUCGGCAAGAAGGGAAUCGGCUGAUGUUUCUGAACAACAUCCUUCAUCAAAACCAGAACCUGCAUAUAAAAGUUCAGCAGAUGUGAGUCAGAUUUCAGCCAGUCCUAUAGUUCAGUGUGAACUAACCUCUAGCUCUGUAGUAAAUUUGCCUAAUACUGAUGCAGUUAGACCAAAAAUAACUAUGAAAUUCUCAACCAAGUGGGACAAAGGCAAAGUGAAAGUUGGAGAAACUGAAAUAUUUGGCAUUGAGGCUGAAACACCAAAACUUAAGUUUAAUCCAUCUUUAUUAAUGGAUGAUAAAGAUAAUAAUUUAAUACAGGAGCCUUCAAAACCAGUGACUCCAACUGCACCUGUUGAAGCACAAGAAGCCCUUACAGCAGAAAUUUCACAACCAAAUGAGGAAAUUAUCCCAAAGCCUGUUGAUCAAAUUAAAUCCAAGUCACCACCCGUGAUCAAAACCAGAAGAAGUAGUAGAUUAAGUGCCCAUGCAGCUAAUGAAGCCUUACUGAAUCUAAACAACAACUCUUCUAGGAAAACUAAGGGUAAAAAAACAGUUGCUUUAGAACCCAAUGCUAAUGAAGUAACCUCUUCUCCGUCUACAAGUCCUUCAUUAACUCCAGAGGUUGCACCAAAAACAGUAGCAAAAGAACUUGUAGAAGCUGUUCCUACAAGACGAAGAAGUACCCGAUGCAACAAACAACCACAAACAGAAGGCUGUACUUCUGAAACUACUGACAUUGUUUCUACAUCAAAUCAGGAUGACAUAAAAGUUCAACAGCAACCAGCACCUCCAUCUGAACAAACUCAAGAAGAAAUGCAAACACCAGGUAAUCUUUUGGACGUUGGACCAACAGGAACAGAGAUUGUGACUGAAGAAGCUGAACAGAAGAGUGAAGAAAAAGAGGGUUUAUUUGAACAGGUAGAAGAAGAAAUAAGGCAGAAAAUCAUACGGGAAGUAGAUGAUAGAAAGAAAGUAAAAUCAGACUGGCAGGAUAGAGACUCUGAGCGUAGAGAUAGAAAAGACAGAGAUAGAUAUGAUGAUAAAAGGGAUAGAAGCAGAAGAUACCAUGAUGAUGAUAGAGAUCGUGAUCGUUAUCGUAGCUAUGAUAGAGACAGAGAUUAUGAUGAUAGGAGGUAUCGUGAUAGAGGAAAAUACAGAGACAGAGAACGGGACCGUGAAAGAGAUAGAGAUGAUUAUCAUAGAAGUAGCCGACGUGGCAGUGAUAGAGAUAGAGAUAGUAGAGAUCAUUAUGAAAGACGAUCUAGUAGAAGAUAUGACAGAGAAAGUAGUAGUCGAUCUAGAUCACCAGAAUUCAUCAGUAAAAGGCCAAGUAAAGUUGAAAAUGAAAAACCCACAACAGAAGAAUUUCCUAAAUUUGAUCCACCAGUGAAAGUUACACCUUUAGAUAUAUUUCAUACCGAAGUAACAAAAAGCACUUUUACUCCACAGGCCAUAUCACCAGUUGUUGCAUCGUUACGACCCACUAAUCCUCCGUCUUACUUUAAAGAUAUGACAGAUAUUGCCGAUAUUCCACCACCACCAAACUAUGCUCCUUCUCCUCAGUCUAAUGUGAUAACAAUUGUUCCUACACAAACUCCAGACUCGUCAACAAGUCCGCCCAAACCUAUGAAAGUCAAGUCAAGAUGGUUACGUUUCAGUGAAGCUGAAGCCUUAGAAAGUAGUGAUUCAAGCCCAGUGACCAAUAUCCAAUAUGUUGAUGAUCCUUCUUUGAUAGCAACACCACAUCAGUCUGGAAGAUCAACAUCAAACCUUGUGCCUUUAACUGGUCCUUUAGCACCUGUUUCUAACAUACCCCUACCAUCAACAUCCCAACCAGUACCAGUAAAUAUACAAUCAAACGCUCAUUCAAAUCUAGUAUCUAUUGUACCAGUUGAAACAUUACCACAAACUGUUCCCUUCCAAGUCGCCAAGGCCCCAAUACCUUCUACUUACAGACCUUAUGUAGAAAAACUACCUCAAAUUGAUGAAACUGUUACUCAUCCAUCUUUAUCUUCGGAGAACAUUGAACAUCAAGCUCUUAUUGAUGAAAAAUCUUUUAAAAACAGAACUAAUAUAUUUGAUACCUUGAACUCACAAUGCCUGGAUGAAAGUCUUAGAUCUGAUGUAUCCAGUAGCCAAGAAACAGUCACCAUUUCUCAACCAUCUAUAGACCAUGGAGAUACCACUCCGAACGAGUCUGCCAACGUAGAACCAAUCACCGAAACCAUGCCGUAUUUUGAACAAAUUGAUGAAAACCUCUAUCUCACCGAGAGACAUCAAUCUAAACAGAUGAAGAGAAUGGUAUGCGAUUGUACAACAAGUAAAGAAGAUAGAGAUAAUGGAAUAGAAGCUUGUGGUAAUGAUUGUCUCAAUCGUAUGUUGUAUAUCGAAUGUGGAUCACGAUGUGCUUGUGGUGAAUAUUGUAACAAUAAGAAAUUUCAAAAUCUUGUAUACAGUAACGUAGAAGCUUUUCAGACGUCAUGGAAAGGCUGGGGUUUAAGGGCUGCUGAAGAACUAGAAGCAGAUAAAUUUGUAAUGGAGUAUGUAGGAGAGGUUUUAGAUUACAAGGAGUUUAAGAAUAGAUCAAAACAAUAUGCAAGAGAUGAAAUCAAGCAUUUCUAUUUCAUGGCUUUGAACCCUGAUGUUCUGAUUGAUGCUACACUUAGAGGAAAUAUUUCACGAUUUAUCAAUCAUAGUUGUGAUCCAAAUUGUGAAACACAAAAGUGGACAGUUAAUGGUGAAUUGAGAAUAGGAUUUUUUACUAGAAGAACUAUUUCACCUGGUGAAGAACUCACUUUUAAUUAUCAGUUUGAAACAUAUGGAAAAGCAGCUCAGAAAUGUUUUUGUGGGUCAGAUAAUUGUCGUGGUGUAAUCGGUAUUGAGAAACCACUACCAUAUAAGAAUAAGAAGAAAGACAAAAUUAUUAAAAAGAAAGAAAGUAUGUUUGGUGUCGAUGAGAUUGAAGAACAGAUUGAGAGGAUGAGUGCUGAAGGUUUACGUAAUAAGAAUCAUGUAUUAAACUUGUGUCGUCUGAUGGUCUACGUACAACAACCAGAUCAUAGAAUAGCCAUCCUAAAAAUAUUACAGAAUACUCCUGAACCAGCUUGUCAGAGAUUGUUUGUUGAUUAUCAUGGUUUACCUUUGUUAUGGAGUUGGAUGGCGGACUCUCAAGAACCAUCAGCAGAGUUUCAAUUUGAGGUUGUGUCUUUAUUAUCUGAGUUGCCCAUUACAAAUAGAACAAUUUUGCAAGAUAGUAAAAUAUUAUCUGUUAUUGAAAAAUGGACAGAAACUUCUGAAGCUGAUAGUAACAUAGAGUUACCUCCCCCUCCUCCAUCUACAGUGCCAGUAGGAAUAUUAUCUUGUGCUAAAGACACUAAAGAAGAUAAAGAAAAAGCUCCUAAAAAGCGUGUCACAUUUGCUGAAGAAACAGUCAGUUCUGAUAGUGAUUUAUCAGACAUUAAUAGUUUAAUUACUACAUCAGAAGCUUGCUCAAGUACAAGUAUGUCGCUAGGGUCAACAGAAACAAUUCCUGAAGGGCAGUAUUUAGGAAAGUUAGGAAAUAUUGAAGAUGAUGGUUUAGAACAGUCUGACUUUGUGCAAUCAAGUGAAGACACAGAUUCUAAUAUGGAGUCUGGUGUGUUGAAGCAGACAUCAAGUCAAAGAGAGGCUGAUUCUAGUGUAUCUGGUGAUAUAGGAAUGGAUACACAUCUAGUAGAGAGUAGUGAUAAAAACGAAUGUACAGUAGAAAGUAGUGCUAUGGAAGAAGAGAGUCAGGAUGAUGAAUCAAGUAUAGACAGUGGUGAAAAAACAGAAAGUUUAUCAUUGUGUACUGUAGCCAGUAAAUUAUUAGAACAAUGGAGUAGUCUCAAGGAAGUGUUUAAAAUACCAAGAAAGGAAAGAGUUGAAGAAAGAAAGAGAACAGAACAAGAACUAGAUACAAGAUACAAGGAAAUUGGUGGGGAUUCACCUUUUGCCAAUUGGGCUUCAAAGAGGAGGGCCAGUAAGGCUAAAAAACGUGCUGCACCAAAUGAGGAAGUUUUCUUAGAUCCAGGUAGACCAAGACGCACCCUUCUACCAACACCACCAAAAAUGAGUAAAGAAGAAAGACGUCAGUUAUUUGAGGCACAGGUUAAGGCACAAGAUGAAUUGCAGGCGGAAUUUCAGCGUCAACAACUUGAAGCCUUACAAGCUGCUUACCCAUGUGUUCCCACAGAGUUCUUUCAGGAUCCGGGAUUCCUCCAUGCAUUGCAACAUAAUCCGAACUUUGCUCUGCAACUUCAUGAUCCAAACUUUAUUUUACAACUUCAAGAUCCCAAUUUUAUUAUUCAGUUACAAGAACAAAUGCAGAUGCAAAUGCAGCAACAAGAUUCUAGUAUGCCCAUGCAAGAUCCAAAUAUGGCCAUGCAGCAAGAUCCUAAUUUGGUCAUGCAAAUGCAACAAGAUCCUAAUCUGAUCAUGCAGAUGCAGCAGGAUCCUAACUUAGCCAUGCAGAUGCAGCAAGAUCCAAAUUUGGUUAUGCAAAUGCAGCAUGAUCCGAAUUUAGCAGCUCAAAUGCAGGAUCCGAAUAUGGUGAUGCAUUUACAGGGAUCUCAAGCACAACAAGUGGUAGUUGGUGGUAUCCCCCCUCAAUUAACUGGUGUACCUCAACAAGUGGUAGAUGUGAAUGGACAAUUAAUACAAACAGGUCAUUUACCUGCAGACCCUAACAUUCCUCAACAAGCUCAGGUUAUAAUGGAUUCAUCUGGUCAACAAAUAAUAUAUCAUCAACAACAACAACAACAAUAUCAGGUACAAACUAGUCAAGGUGUAAUGCCAGCCCCACAGUAUUACACUAUGCCACAAGGGGUAAUAGUUCAACAACCGCAAGUUCCCACAUUACCCCCUCAAGUCCAGGUAGCAGACCAAAAUUUAGUUCAUCAGCAAUUACAACAGUUAUUGAAUAUUCAGCAGAAUUUAACAGCUUCCCUUCCUUCAACAAGUCAACCCGUAGAAGAUGAUGUCCCCCCACCCCCUUCACCUCCAAAAGCUAAAGUACCUAAAUUACCCCCUCACUGGAAGUCAGCAAAAGAUGCAGAUGGAAAAAUGUAUUAUUAUCAUGGUAUAACAAGACAAACUCAGUGGGAUCCACCAACAUGGGAACAAGGUGAUUUAGAUAUGGAUCUUGGGACACCUACAUUUGAUGAAUUUGGUAAAAAGAAAAAGAAAACUUUAACAGCAGCAGCAGAUACUUCAAGUGAAGUAGAGAAAAAGUUAAAAGAUAUAUUUCGCAAAGGAAUGUCGACUUAUAUAGUGUCAUGUUUAAAUCCCUACACAAAGAAAGAUUGUAAAAUUGGUCGUAUUAGUAGUACUGACGAUUUUAAACAUUUAGCAAGAAAGCUAACUCAUCAUGUAAUGGCAAAAGAGUUAAAACACUGUCGUCAUGUAGAGGAUUUAGAAGUUAAUGAAAAUGUGAAAUCCAAGGCUAAAGACUAUGUAAGAAAAUAUAUGUCGAAAUCAGGUCCUGUGUAUAAGAAACCUCUUGAUGAUGAUAUUUAUUAAACAGACUUGUAUUUUACUUUAAUUGCUUUGGAAGAAAUGUAUAUAAUUAUUUUAAUACAAAUGAACCGAAGUGGGAUUUAUAAAAUCUCUGUGUUGGUGCGUUUUUAUUCAGUGAUUAUACAAGUGUUCUUAUUUGCAACAGAAGAGUUCAUUGACGACUGUUCUAAGGAAUGACAAAAUAAUGGCAUCAUUAACAAACUGGAUCAAUUUGAAAAAAGAAACACUGCUAUAAAUUAAUGGGGAACAGGUCAGUGGAUAGAAUUUAAAAUCAAAAGGCAUCUUAAAUAUUUAAACAUAUUCAUCAUUUAAAUGAAAGAGACCAUCACAAAUGUCUUAUGUUUAAAUUUCGAUACUGCAUCAGAAAGUGCUUUUUUUUUUAUUGGAGAUGUUGAACACACAAGCUAUCAUUAAUUAAAACACUCUCUUUGGAAAGUGAACAUAUGAAAUUUUUUUAAAGGCAUUAACAUGAAUAUCAUAUUUUGCAAAUCAUGUUGCUUGUUGAAGGAGACUGUUUUAAUUAUUGCCUGGCAUCUAUUUUAUACUCUCUAAAUAUUAUGUUAUAAGGAUCAAUCAUGUAUGUAACUGACCUGAAUUUUGCUGUGUCCUGUUUUAUUAGACCAUUUGAAGAUUAUCAGUAUUGAAUUUUUGUCUUCGUAAUCCCAAGAUCAGUGAUUUAUUAUCAGAGGUUAAUGUCUCAGUAGUUUUGAGAAAUUUUGUGUGUUACUUAAUUCAAUGAGCAUUUAUAAGAUUAUAAAUUCAGAAUAAAAGAUUAUUUUAUCACAUUAUUUGGUGUAAUACUAAAUUCACAACUUUUGUAGAUAUUUCAUUUUUGAUUAAAUAUGAUUUUUCAUAUUCUUCUGUACAUGUAACAGACAUCUAUUGUACCAUUGUAUCAGUCGGUAUUUUUAAGCAACGCACAAGCUAGUAUAUUUUUUAACAAGCUACGGGCUGUAGGUCUGUGAUUAACAGAUUUCGCUUGAUCAAGCACUGAUUUCAUGUUUCAAGUUAUGGAUGAUAAAGGUAACAAGCUAAAGCUUGUAAAUGUUUAUAGUCUUUUUCAUGUUUUUAAUAGUUUAUGUAUUACAUCAAUGAUUAGUUGCUUCAGAUUCGUGACAUUAACCAAUUUAUGAAUUGUAAAAAUAUAACCUGUAAUACUGUUAGAGUCCACACAGUUAUAGGUUAUGUCUAUUUGUUUAUCAGUAGUUGUUAUGGCGACAAUGUCUUCUUGUUGGUCAUCUCAGAUUAUUUUAUUAUAGAGUGUGUUUUCCUCAUUACAUGUAUUAUAGUUGUAUGAAAUAUAUUUUCUGUGUUGAGAAUGUGUUUUGGUUUUGAUUCUUUGCCUACAUUUUUUUUUUAUAUCAUGUUAAACAAAUUUAGAUAUUAGAAAGAGAUGUAACUUAAUAUAGUUAUUUGUACAUAAUACAUUAAAAGUAACAUAAAAUGUUUGAAUUAUUAAA
Molecule: messenger RNA, 14529 nt
Organism: Patella vulgata (common limpet)
Lineage: Eukaryota; Metazoa; Mollusca; Gastropoda; Patellidae
Exons: 22
Coding region: 344-13072 (4242 amino acids)
Biological process (GO): regulation of DNA-templated transcription
Cellular component (GO): nucleus; chromosome
Molecular function (GO): histone H3K36 methyltransferase activity; protein binding
Source: RefSeq, a predicted model, not a curated record